AAAGAAAAUAAUUGACCAAUUAAACUUUUUGGUUCAUUGUAUAGGAAACUUAUUAGUCGAAGAGAAAACAGAUAGAACACGAGAAAGCUGGCCGGAAUUAUUUAUUAGAAGCUUGUCGUUUUCUUCUAAAUAUAUGCUACACAAAAUGAAAACCUCAAGUCAUUUACUUUUGGAACGUAAUUGAUAAGAAAUUUUUGUACUUUAUACUAGUUUUACAAUUUAAACGUUUCACGAAAGUGCGAUCAAUUUAAAAAUUCUAAGUUAUGUAAUGAAACAUGUCACUAUUGGCGCCUGUUGAACCUAGACAAGACGGGGUUGAAGUUACAAAAGGCCCUAUAAAGUGUCGUAUACCGCAGAGAUUGCCCCCUGGGCGACAGAGAUUGCUACCCAAUAGACCAAAACCUCCUUCUGAAGUAACGAGAGCAAAGUGGGAGACUAUACCAGUUCAACAUCAGCGUUUUGGCUUACGGAACACGAUACGGCCACGUUCCGAUGAGUCACGGCCAAAGUCAGCCAAUCGAGUAAAAGAUGAGUUGGGUCUUGGACGACCAGGCGUGCAUCCGUUACCACGCUCGGCCAGGCCCGAUCGCGAACGCUUCGUGUCUGCACCUAGAAGACCAUCCACGAUCCCUAAGAAAAUGAAUGACCAUACAAUACAAGGCAAGAUCGGACGCCCCGUCAUAACUGUGCCCGUUCCCGGGUCACAGGUGAGAAAUUAUAGAACCCAAAUGAAAAAUCAUGGUUAUACUGGUCUACCGGACCAGGAAACUAUACAAAAGCAGGAACGAUGUGAAGAUUUAGAGGAUUGUGAUGGAACUCAUACCCUGGUGGAAAAAGAAUCUAUAUCUUCUCGAAGUGACAGAAUGAUGAAACUAAAGAUAAGUUGGCAAGAAAAUAUGGUGCAGUUUGAGAAGAUGAAAGAUGAUCUCAAAGAGCGUCAGAAAGCUAUAAUGGAGCUAUAUGCGCUGAUGCGGAAUACCCAUCAGAAGAUGGCAGUUUUGGGCCAGAAGGCAAUAUUACCACCUUCCGACGAUCUGCGCAUCAUGAAUGUGGCCAAGUUAACUGCCGAGCAACUGCUACAGCUGUGCUCAGUACGACAGUCCGACGAUAAAUCGAAAAACGAUCCGUCGACCAAAACUCCCCUGACAGUGGACAUGAACAAGCUGUACGGUAUGCCAACUAAAUUAGUUGCCACGUGCGAACAGACUCUUCUCAAGAGGAAGGAGAUCAUUGAUUGGUUUGAAUCUUUGACAUUGAAAAAUGAGAAGGGUAUUGGUUUACACAAGCUUUCUAAGAAAAUUAAUGAAUUUAAUGCCGAAAACGAAAUGUUGAAAAGCUCUUUAGAUCAAGCCCAAGGAGAUUUUAGAAAGGAACUGAACGAAAUUAUAGAGUUUAUGCGAAAAACUACAAAUGAAACAAUAGCCCUUCAGUUACGUACUGAAGAACUGGUGUAUCAGAUAACAGAACUCAAUUCACAGAAUAACGAUUUAAAGAAGCAAAUGCACACUUCCGAUCAUCUUAGGUCACAAUCGAAUAAAAAUAAAAUAGAGGAACUGGAAAAAGACCUCAAGAUGGAAAGAUGUAAAAAGAUUUACAUAAAGGAUCGCUUGUCUCGAGCAGAAGGUCAAAUAAAGAUAGGCGCUGAACGAGCUUCUCAAUUAGAAGCGGCUUUAGAACAAGCUCGCUCACAGACUCGCACGCUAGAGCGCACCGUGCAACAGCUACAUGAGCAGAACACGAAGUUACAAACCGAUUUUGACGAAGAACUUAACAAGUUAAGAGAAUCAAUACAAGAAAAUACAAUGCAUUUAGAAGAAAUAGCGGAUGCGCGAGAGAAGUUACAAGCCGAGAAAGAUGAUUUGGAACAUCGUCUUAUGAAGCUGUCACAGUUUUACAACGAGUCACUUGCAGGCAUUAAACAUGACAUGAAUAUCAAUGUAGCGCAGCUUGUUGAAACUAAAAAGAAAUAUGAAGAUGAACUUGAAGAAAAGAUAAAAUUACAAGCUAAAGUGGAAUUACUAUGUGCGCAACUGUUAGAGUCUGAACUACGGCUCAAAGAUCUAACCAAAGAACUGCAAGAGACUCAAGAGAAAAUAAGUACAGCUAGCAGUUAUGAAAGAGAAUUAGUAUCGACUAAGCGAGAUUUGGAUCUUGCAUUAAAUGAAAUAGAUGAAUGUAAAUCUAGGAUGGCUCAACAAGAGGAGACCAUAAAAGAAUACGAGCAAAAUUUCAAGGAUUCCAUCAAUUUAGAAGAAAGUUUGAAAUCUGAUCUAAUGAAUAAAGAAGAAUACAUAUCAGAACUUGAGAAAAAACAGUCUUUACUGGAACAGCAGUUACAGGAAAGCGAAUGUAAAAUGGGAUCUUAUGAGGAACAGUUGUCAUCUCUAAAAACACAUAUUGCUGAAUUGCAAGAAGAUUUUGGAGAAUUUGAAAACCUAACUGAGCUUCAUGAUAUGGUUAACCAACAACGAGCGAAAUUGCUUGAAGCUACUCGACAAAACGGGGAACUUGCUGAAGCGUUGCAAAAGAAAGAUAUGGAAUUAGAGCGUCAUAUAGAGAACCUUACAGAACAAGAACGUCUCUUAGAGCAACGAGAGGGUGUUAUUAAGAUGCUUUCAGAAAAGGACGAAGAGCAAAACAACAUCAUAAAAUUGUUACGUAACAAUUUAGAAAUGAGAACUCAAGCGGAUAUGGACUUAAACCAGCAAAUUACUGAGAAGAACGCUGAGAUAGAGGCUCUUAUUUCAAACGUCGAAACGAGGAAGAAACAAAUAUCUCAGCUCGAGACAAUACUUUUGACAUUAGAAGAUCAAACACGCAAAGCAAGUACGCAAAGGAAAAAAGACCAAGAGAAAGUUAAGAUGUUGGAGCAAAAGAUUGCUGAAUAUGAAGCGUACCAUAUGGAAAAUAGACAUAUCGAAGUCCCCGCUAAUAAUUUAGAUAGCAUAAUCAAAAUCCUUGAAGAUGAAUUAGGAACAUCUUUUGAACCAACCGUGAAUUCGAAAGACAAAUUUAUUACUCCAAAAAAGAAAUAUAUAGGAGACCGUAGACGAGACAAACUCGAGAACUUUGAAUGUCACAAAGGGAACAAUAAUCAGGCUGUGUUUCAUGCUGAACAGGAACCCACUAAAAUAGCUAUGGACAACUUUGUAAAGAAAACUUAUAUAUCAACUAAUGACGACCAAUUCAAGGGUGAUAACCUUAACCGCAAAAAAGCUAUCACCAACAUUGACACACAGAAGUGGGUCCCUACUCCUGAACCGAAUAUUAAUAAUGUGUACACCGCGCCGCCCAAUGUCAAAGAAAAUAAUACAUUUCAACCUUUCAGAGGGCUGCUUCCGGCAGUCAGUCAGCUAAAAGAUAACCUUCUGUCCAGAAACAUACAAUUAAUGUCGAGCAACCAGUUUCGUGAUGAAAAAAAGUGUAAGAUGUUUAAAAUCGCCGGCCAUCGGCUAUGAGUGACGUAAUUAAAGUGUUUGUAAAGUUUGUGGUGUAUACUGUUUAGAACAGUUUGCUAAAAUGUGUAUUUAAGAGAAAUAAAAUUUUCUUUUGUGCUACUUAA
Molecule: messenger RNA, 3562 nt
Organism: Trichoplusia ni (cabbage looper)
Lineage: Eukaryota; Metazoa; Arthropoda; Insecta; Lepidoptera; Noctuidae
Product: COP1-interactive protein 1-like
Exons: 20
Coding region: 276-3458 (1060 amino acids)
Source: RefSeq, a predicted model, not a curated record